Paramecium pentaurelia is the source of this 1417-nucleotide messenger RNA. NCBI's taxonomy places the organism in Eukaryota, Ciliophora, Oligohymenophorea, Peniculida, Parameciidae. The record is from the annotation of a GenBank genome assembly.
AUGAAAACUUUUUUUACAGAAAUGGAUUGUAAAUCAGACUAGUUACUUCUCAAAGAAAUCAACUCUCUUUUUAUGCGUCUUAACUUUGAAUCACCUCGUACAUAAUAAGCUAUGAAAGAACUUAAUCUAACUAAAUAACAAUGUCAAAUUAAGUAAACAAAUGUGUAAAUUAUCAUAUAAGAAAUCUCUCUGAAUUUCUACAAUAUCAUAAUGAAAUUGAUGCCAUGUAUCUGAAUCAUUUGCAACUUUUAAAAGGUAAUUCAAUUUUUCCUCUACUCAUAUCUUAGAUAAUCUCUCAAUUUUAGUGAAUCGAAGAAGGGAAAUUAUAGGCCCUUCUAUUAAAAUUGUAUUCACAACUCCCAAGUAAUCAAAGUAAUUCAAUUUUCUCAAAAAAAUAUUUGAUCAUGACCUAAAACAGUUAUAUCAAUCAGAGAUGCUAAUUAAAUAAUAAUAAUAAAAAAACACAGAUAAAAUCUUUAAAUAAGUUGAGGAUACCUUAAAAUCCAUUUCUAAUAAAGCUAAAGUUCAUAAUAAUACUGUUGAAAGGAAACUAUCCCUAUUAAAAUAAAGUAGAGAAGAUGAUUUAGAUGAUAGAUUAAAUAAGAGUCUUGAUUUUGAUUCCAAAUUUGAACCUAUCCAAAAAUCAUUAUAAGAGUCUAAAACUAAAUUCAAAGUUAUGAUGUCAUCAAAAACAUAAUAAUUAUUGGAUUAUCAUCUAGAAAAAAAGAAAAAUAUUAUUGAUCAAGAAGAAUUGCGUAGAACUAAUUUAUAAUUUAAUACAAUAGAAAAAUCUUAAAGAAAUUCACAUUUUAAAUAAGGUAUUUCUAGUCAAGAUCGUAUUGAAUUAGUAUAAAAAUAAGAAUAAGAAUAAUAAUAAAAUGUAAUCACAAAAAUUGUUAAAUCAAUAUAAAAGACAUCAAUUUAGACUUAAUAGAAUUAAUCUAUUAUGCAAAAUACUGUUUAGAAAAUGAAAGAAGUAUAAGAUAAAAAAAUAAAUAAAGUCUAAUAAAACCUAACUUCUAAAUCUCUAAUGUAAUCAGAACGUGAAAAUACAAUAACUUAAGAUAUCUAAGAUAAAAUUAUAUCAAGUAAUACAAAAGCAAAACAACGCUUAUUGGAUAUUUAAUCAAAGUUAAGAAAUUUAAGUUAAUAAAAAUAAGAAAAAUAAUAAGAAUUACUUAAUAAUUAUACUAAUAAAAUGGAAAAGAGAAAUGAAACCAUAAUAGAAAAGCAUCUCAAAUUAAGAUAGAAACUUAAAAAGAGUUAAAAUUCUAAUAAAAAUAUGGUUUAAUAAUAGCAUUAAUUAAUUAUUGAAAAGGAUGAGUUUAAUCAAAAUAUUACUAAAGCCUAAAGGUUAAUAGUUACGAAACCAACAAAAAAUAUUGAAGAAUUACUCAACCAUGUUCUUUUUAAUUGA